This is a messenger RNA of Ilex paraguariensis (yerba mate), 1836 nucleotides long. The record is from the annotation of a GenBank genome assembly. Lineage: Eukaryota; Viridiplantae; Streptophyta; Magnoliopsida; Aquifoliales; Aquifoliaceae.
AUGGAAUUACCAGCCAAGGGGCCAGUAUCCGGCCACCGGAAACCGCCAUAUCGAAUAGAAACCAAAAACUUGUCCUACAAACUUCAGUUGGGUUUUGAAUUUAAUUGGGUUUUUUGUUGGAACACACUCAACCAAGCCACCACAUACAUUUUGAAGGACGUGAAUUGUGAAGCUAGGCCUGGGGAGAUCACGGCCAUAGCCGGUCCAAGCGGAGCCGGAAAAACAACAUUGCUAGAAAUUCUUGCCGGGAAGAUAUCAUCAAGUAGAGUAUCUGGCCAAGUACUCGUGAACAGUCGUCCCAUAAACGCUAAACAUUUUCGGAGACUGUCUGGUUAUGUAAGCCAAGAAGAUGCUCUAUUCCAAUUACUAACUGUUGAAGAGACACUCAUGUAUAGUGCUCUUCUCAGGCUUCGCGGUGGCCGGAAAGAGGCUGCAUAUAGAGUGAGAGUGCUGAUGAAGGAGCUGGGACUGGACCAUGUAGCUGAUUCAAGGAUAGGUGAAGGAUCAAGCCAUGGCAUUUCUGGGGGCGAAAGGCGAAGGGUCUCCAUUGGAGUUGAAUUAGUACACGACCCAUUGGUCAUUUUGAUCGAUGAACCCACUUCAGGGUUGGAUUCAGCAUCAGCUCUUGAUGUGAUCUCACUACUGAAAUCAAUGGUGGUUCAUCAAGGGAAGACAAUUGUGUUAACUAUUCAUCAACCCGGGUUCCGAAUCCUGGAACUGUUUGAUCGGCUUGUUCUGCUUUCAAAUGGUUGUGUCCUUCACAAUGGUUCAAUGAAACUACUUGAAGAUAGGCUUAAGCUUUCUGGCCAUUUCAUUCCUCGAAACAUCAAUGUGCUCGAAUUCGCCAUUGAUGUCACCUGCACUUUGGUCAUACAAACUUCUGAAACUCUUAACAACCGAUUCUUAAUCAAAGAUCAUAGAUAUGAUCAUGAUUUGAGAAUUUUCCAGAACAAUGAGAUUGGAGAAGACUCUCUCUCCUACCAGAAUUCUGUAUUCAAGGAGGUUUUAAUACUUGGACAGAGAUUUUGCAAGAACAUAUUCAGAACCAAACAACUAUUCGCCACAAGAAUCAUCCAAGCCUUGGUAGCUGGACUAGUACUCGGGUCCAUUUUCAUGAAUGUUGGCAAUGAUCUAGGUCAGGUGGCUCUACAAACCCAAAGCGGGUUUUUCGCAUUUAGUCUCACUUUCUUGUUAUCCUCAACAACAGAAGGCCUACCAAUUUUCCUGCAAGAGAGAAGAAUUUUCAUGAGAGAGACUUCAAGAGGAGCAUAUAGAGUAUCUUCUUAUGUUAUAGCAAACACCCUUGUCUUCCUUCCUUUUCUCUUAAUGGUUGGUCUUCUGUACACCACCCCGGUGUACUGGAUGGUAGGUCUCAAGCACAACAUCUAUGCCUUCCUCUACUUUGCCCUGGUGGUUUGGAUGGUUGUGUUGAUGUCAAAUUCUUUUACGGCAUGUUUCAGUGCCCUCGUGCCGAACUUCAUCAUGGGGACUUCUGUCAUUGCGGGGUUGAUGGGGUCUUUCUUCCUCUUUUCCGGUUACUUUAUCAUGAAGGAGAACAUACCAAAUUACUGGAUUUUCAUGCAUUACUUGAGUCUGUUCAAGUACCCUUUUGAAUGUUUCAUGAUCAAUGAGUAUGGAGGGGACGAAGGUAGGAGGAGAUGUUUAGAAAGUGAAGGAGCUGAAUGCAAGUUAUAUGGGGCUGGGUUUUUGAAGCAGCAGGGGUUUAUAGAGUCACAGAAAUGGAGCAAUUUAGCUGUUAUGUUGGGUUUCAUCAUAGGAUAUAGAGUUCUUUGUUUUCUGAUUUUAUGGUGCAGAGGCAACAGAACCAGAAAUUAG